This is a messenger RNA of Lolium perenne, 2200 nucleotides long. RefSeq lists its product as uncharacterized. NCBI's taxonomy places the organism in Eukaryota, Viridiplantae, Streptophyta, Magnoliopsida, Poales, Poaceae. The record is from RefSeq and is a predicted model, not a curated record.
CGUGAGCGGCAUCUUUUAUCCUCUCGUCGGGCAACCAACGCCGCUCACUCCGGCUUCUCCAGUUCGCCUCCCUCGCCGUCGCCAUGGCCGACACCAAGGCCCAACGCCGAGCACGGAGUCCCCCUACCAGUCCCACUCCCACAUGGGCGCGACGGAGCGAAGCCCUAACCCACAUCCUGACCGACCCCUCCCACUCGCCGUCGCUCCACUCGCAGCUCUUCUUGGCGUCCCGCGUCCCGUGCCCGCCCGGGGGCUCCUCGUACCCGCCCUUCCUCUGCCCCGGCGCGUCGCUCCUCCGGUGGGCCCUCGCCUCCGUCUUCAUCCCGCGCGCCGCGCGCCUCGGCCUCCCGCCAUCGUCUUGGCGCUCCCGGUGCCCCUUCCAGCUCCCGCCGCCGGUCGUGCCCUCCACCGCCAUCGAGCCGGCGCCGGAGCGGUGGGGAGAGGCCGAGCUCCGGGGGUACGCGCAGCGGAGGCGGGCUCGGAGGGGGCCCAUGAGAGUUCGGCCGCCGGUGUCCGUGGCGGGUAUCGUGCUGACGACCGUGCCCAACUUCGUGAUCAUCGCGGUGAUCAUGCGCGAGCUCUUCUGGGUACGGCCCGGCCGCCUCUGAGCUACCGAGCAUGCAGGAUCAGGAGGCACAAGGAUCUCAACAACUGCAUCUGGGUCACCUUGUGCAUGGCUGGGAGCAUCUCUGGCAACUCUCGGAUGCACCACAGUUACCACUAACAAUAAACCACUGGACCCUCCUCACGAGUGAUACAGUACACCCAGAGCAGUGAAGUCGUUGGGCCAGUCAGUCAGUAUUGCUCUGUCCUCACCAGGUCCUUCUUGUUGAACAUUCUGACUGCCAGAUGUGCGCUCCGGUAGGAUCAACCAAAAGCUGCAAAGCAUCCAUUUUGGCAGUGAUGCAAAUGUUUCUGAACCACUCAGGUUCAAGAUAUUUGAUAUCAUCCUGGGUUCUGAUUGUUGUCGUGUUUGGGUACAUCAGCAUCGAUUUUGCCAGGUCGGAAGCUGGAUUUUUGGGUAUGAAAUCGAAGACGUGAAGAAGACUGGCUUUAUAUUAUCUGUGUGCUACACUCCUUGUGCAAGUAGAUCAGUCUCCAUGCAACGCCUAGUUGCCAGAGGUGCCAAGAUGUUUGCGGUUAGUGCUACUGAAAGGGAAUUUAUCAAGUGGCCCAUCGUCAUGACUUGUACCAGUAGCCUUUCAGUUCCUUCAUUGCAAAACCUAACCAGGAAACUGUAUCCAAUGAUUUGGACAUCCACAGCAAAUUCCUUGCAAUGUCUGAAAGAACCUUCUCAAUCUGUUUGACUGCACGCGGGUAGUGAGCUCUCUUUAUAGACGACCCCAGAACCUCCUGUACCUCCUUUCUGAAGUUGAUAAUUGAUUUGGCAGAGUUUUGCUGCUUCUGCUAACAAGACAGUAUUCCAAAUGGAUAAACGAGGCAAGGAGAAGGUUCGCCGGUACAGAGCUUACGAGUAGGGAGCUCCAACUUGUUGGUGUCACUGGUUAGGUGAGAUUUUGAGCUCUAUUGUUCUUCGGUACCUUUAUAUACGAUGUUCUCUGCACUGUGAUGUCUGCACACAAAGAGGGACUCUUCCAGCCAUGGCCUUGGUAAAACACUGGCAGUGCAGAAACAAUCCAUCAUGCACAGUUUUUUUAUUGAUAAUUAUUGUUGAUAGUCUAGUUAUUGUUCAUGGUCAGCAAGAGACCAAUACGUUUGCCAGCUGCAUCGAACACCAGCAUGAGCCAUUCCCAUCUGUUGUCACUGGACCAGCAUGAGCUCUACUGGUUUCCGGAGGUUGCAGCAACAGGGUAAAACACAAGGCUUCCGUCAUCUUGCACGAUGAGGAGAAACCUGCCAUCCGUGGAGUUUGUCGCCAUGAGCCGACUGCGGAGGCGGCGAAGCAGUUGAAAGGCAGGAUGAGUUGCUCAAGGUGCCCUCUGGCAGAACCACCAGUGCAGCCCAGAGCAUGUUAUGUUAGUGUAGGCUGCAAUGGUGGUGACUGGGGGAUUCCAUAGCUCACGGCUGGCAGAGUGGCAGGGAGAGCGCCCUAUCAGAUUGAGCUGCAGGCAUUUAGUUCCAAAGACAAGCCCUGGGUUGUGUUCUGUAGUGAGGUUGAGAGGAUUAGCAUGAAAACCACGUGGGUGAGGGACUGAGGGUGAUUUUGAGAACCGCACUGCUCUUUGCUCUCCUUGCAGCA